Molecule: messenger RNA, 1295 nt
Organism: Bubalus bubalis (water buffalo)
Lineage: Eukaryota; Metazoa; Chordata; Mammalia; Artiodactyla; Bovidae
Gene: MXD3
Product: MAX dimerization protein 3
Exons: 7
Coding region: 303-923 (206 amino acids)
Biological process (GO): regulation of transcription by RNA polymerase II
Molecular function (GO): RNA polymerase II cis-regulatory region sequence-specific DNA binding; protein dimerization activity; DNA-binding transcription factor activity, RNA polymerase II-specific
Source: RefSeq, a predicted model, not a curated record
GUCCGCCGGCCCCGCCUCCGCGGCGCCCACGUGCAGCGGCAGAGCCCGGGGCCUCGGGUGGACCACCCGCCCCCAGAGCACCAUUCAGCGUGCGGGCUUUUGGUCACCAGUACUGGGUUGGAGACUGAGGCCCAGAAACACCAAAUGAUCGGCGCGGGGUCGCUGAGCGAAGCGGCAAGACGCGGCACCCCAACUCCAGCCCGGGCGUUCGCCCGAGGGCCGGGCCUGAAGCCGGCGUUGGUGGAAGCCCUACCGGAGUCCUAGGGGCCGGGCAGGCCCGCCCGCCUCCGGCUGUCGCCGACAUGGAAUCGGUGGCCAGCAACAUCCAAGUCUUGCUGCAGGCGGCGGAGUUCCUGGAGCGCCGCGAGAGAGAGGCCGAGCAUGGCUAUGCGUCCCUGUGCCCUCACCGGAGUCCAGGUCCAGUCCACAGGAGGAGGAAGCGGUCUCCCCAAGCUCCUGGCGCGCUGGACAGUGGGCGGUCUGUGCACAACGAGCUGGAGAAGCGCAGGAGGGCCCAGCUGAAGCGGUGCCUGGAGCAGCUGAAGCAGCAGAUGCCCCUGGGGGCUGACUGUGUCCGAUACACCACACUGAGCCUUCUGCGCAGGGCCAGAAUGCACAUCCAGAAGCUGGAGGAGCAGGAGCAGCGGGCCCGGCAGCUCAAGGAGAAGCUGCGCAGCAAGCAGCAGAGCCUGCGGCGGCAGCUGGAGCAACUCCGGGGGCUGGGCACGGUGGGCGAGCGGGAGCGCCUGCGGGCGGACAGCCUGGACUCCUCGGGCCUCUCCUCCGAGCGCUCUGACUCAGACCAAGAGGAGCUGGAGGUGGACGUGGAGAGCCUGGUGUUCGGAGGUGAGGCUGAGCUGCUGCGGGGCUUCAGCGCAGGCCAGGAGCACAGCUACUCACACAGUGGCAGUGCCUGGUUAUGACCCUCACCGCCCAGAGCGGCCUCUGCCCUCAGCCCACUCUUUGCACCGUCAGGCCAGAGCCCUCACAGAGCCUCCAGGGCUGCUUGGAGUCACUGUUGGAAUGGACUCAAAGGACCCUGUGUGGGAACAGGUGCUCCUCGUACCCUGCUGCUGGCGGCUGGCAGUCCCACCUGGGAGAGGGGUGUUGGGCCCCCUGAGCCCUGCAGGGCAGGCAGCUUGGGCCCAGGCCACCCUCCCAGGCAUGUUGAUAGCACUUGGCCCAGCUGCCCAUGGCAGCAGGAAGCCUCUUGGGCCCUCAUGUUCCUUCCUAAACAAGGGCCCCUGGCCUUUGCCCCACACAUACUGUAUUUUCAUUAAAAGCCUCUUUCUUAA